AUGGACCAGAAUACAAUUGGGCAGAGUGACGAAUUGAUUGUUGGGAGGGAGGACCAUAGCACAUCCAACGAAGAAGAAAAUGAUGUGCAUGAUGACAAUUCUAGUCCCGAAGAGGAAGAAAAUAGUUUUGUUCAAAGUGAUGAAAAUGGGGGUGACAGCAUAUCUUCUAGGUCUACUGAUGAGGAGGUUACCAACGAUGAAGCCAUCAAUUUGGGCUUCGAAGGGGAUGAUCAGAUCCCACUUUCAAGAACUUCCAUUAAUGAAUUGGAACCAUUUGUUGGCAAGGAAUUCAAGACUGAGGAUGAUGCAUAUAACCACUAUAACAACUAUGCAAGGCAAAUGGGUUUUUCAGUACGAAAAUUUAGGGUGGAGCGCUCAAAAGUUGAUAAUCAUAUCCUUGCUAGGUCAUUUGUUUGUGCAAACCAAGGUGAAAAAUGGUGUAAUGAUAAGCGGCGGAGGGGAUUGAAUUAUACACCUCGUGCAACAAAGAAAACCAAAUGUGAAGCCGUGAUGAGGAUCAAGUCCAGGAAUGGAAAAUGGGUGGUGGAUCUUUGUGAAACAGAGCACAACCAUCCAAUAGUGAAUCCGAAUGAUGUAUUUAGACUUCGCUCACACCAGAAAAGUUACUAG
Molecule: messenger RNA, 630 nt
Organism: Macadamia integrifolia
Lineage: Eukaryota; Viridiplantae; Streptophyta; Magnoliopsida; Proteales; Proteaceae
Product: protein FAR1-RELATED SEQUENCE 5-like
Exons: 1
Coding region: 1-630 (209 amino acids)
Source: RefSeq, a predicted model, not a curated record